Talaromyces marneffei is the source of this 1329-nucleotide messenger RNA. RefSeq lists its product as uncharacterized. Lineage: Eukaryota; Fungi; Ascomycota; Eurotiomycetes; Eurotiales; Trichocomaceae. The coding region runs from base 1 to 1329 and encodes 442 amino acids. The record is from RefSeq and is a predicted model, not a curated record. The transcript has a single exon.
AUGCCGCAGCCUCCGUUGAAAAGUCCAUUGAGCCAGGACAGCCAUUCGGCUUCGUUUAAAGAAGUCCGCUUCUCACACCCACGCGUUCCUGUACGCCGCACACGAUCCGUUGCGUCCGGUAACCCCUACCUAGAUUCAGCCUACCAGGUUGCUCGUGCAGCCAAAAAAGCAGUGAAAGAAACGACAUAUAAAGAAUUUGCUGUUUAUGUCGAGCAGUCUCGAUCUCUAUUGGAGAGCCAGCGAUUACACUUCGAACGUGAGCGUGUAUUAUUUGCGGAAGAACGAAAGGUAUGGGAGACGGAACGGGCAUUGCUUAAGUCGAGGAUUGCCGAGCUGGAAGCUGCGGCAGGACGAAACAAUGUUCAAUCAUAUACCGAUCAAUUCCGCCCAAGUUUUAGUCUCAAAGGUGGCGGAGUAAGCAGCGCCGGCUUAUGGCAAUCGGACGAAUUUUCGAAUGCAAGCCGAGACACACAAGAACACCACGUCUGGGAAGGACCUCUACCCAGCUCACGCCGACCGACCCGUGUUUUCCCUGGGGAAAAUGAUGUUGAUAUGAAGCCAACAUUGUAUUUGGCUCCUACCGAAGCGAAUGGGUUUGGGUUGCGUGCUUCACUCGACGCUGCACUUUCACCCCGGUUGUUUGAUCGAACGGGCCAAAUCAGCAUUCUAGUUCCAAUUGAGAAGGUCGACAGCCAACUCGAUGGUAUUACCUUGAAAUCGACGGCGCUUCCGCCAGAUGUGGUCGCCAAGGUUAUGACACCUCCAACCUCCAUCUCUCCAACAUCAUCACCCCCGAAAGAUGAACCUGACACGUCUAAACCAGCAUCUGAGGUAAAGUUACCUCUCAAAUUGAAGCUGUCUGAUCUGGGGCCGCCUGAUGAAAACCUUGUAAGAAACGCAGGCCACACGCCGAUGGAAGUCCUUGGAACGGAAAUCCUUGGCACUGAAGCCGAAGUGAGCCAUCAGUCGCCGAAUGAAGUGUCGUUAGACGAGGCAGGUAUGGUGACAGAAGAAGCUCCAUUAGCACCUGUCGUGACAAAGCAACCGGUGGAAAAUGGAGAUUCUUAUUUCCCCGUUAUGGAUGUGGAUGAUGACCCAGCCUUAAAGGGACCUCUCACAUUAGAAAACAACGAAGGAGCGGACAGCGUGUUUCUCUUACAGCUGGAUCAGAAGCUCCUUCAUGAAGCUAAGAAGGCGAUUGGAAGAUCAUUCGAUACAGAAGAAGAAGUGGAUUCGGAGGAUGACACCGCUGGCGGCGACAACGAACCAGACCCCGAAUUGAAAUUGAAGCCUUCGACAAAUUUUGGCACUGCUUUUGGACAUCGCUGA